Molecule: messenger RNA, 618 nt
Organism: Rubroshorea leprosula
Lineage: Eukaryota; Viridiplantae; Streptophyta; Magnoliopsida; Malvales; Dipterocarpaceae
Source: the annotation of a GenBank genome assembly
AGUCUCCAGCAUUUCCUCCAUUUCUUCAUUAUAAUUUCUCUGUUCUCCAAUGGCAAAGCAAUCUUUAGCCUUCAUUGUUUUCACCCUCGCUUGUUUCCUCUUGCACGGCAAUGCCUCAGGUGCUAGCAUUGGGACUAAUCAAGUCAUGGAACAAAGUUGGUGCAUUGUUAAGCCUUCAAUGGACAUUGAUCAGCUGCAAAAGAACAUAGAUUACUGCUGCACCCAGGCAGAAAACAACUGCGGCACGAUCCAACCUGGGGGUCCAUGCUACAACCCUAACAACCUAGUCUCAGAUGCUUCUGUUGUGAUGAACUUCUACUUCCAGAAAUCGGGCAAUCAACAGAGUGCCUGCUAUUUCAAUGGUAGCGGGCUCAUUAUACAAGAAGAUCCAUCUGUUGGAGCCUGCAUAUAUCCUGCAAAUUAAAUAGAGCGCGUGGACAUAAGCAGUACUAAAUAAAUAUAAGAUGGAGUUGGAUUUGGGAGCUGCCGGUGUUGGAGUGCUAGAGAGAAUGAUGUAAAUAAAGCUAUUAUAGUAAUAAUCAAAAUCAUAUGUGUUGUUAUGGACCUAACUUUCUUUGUUAUUCAGGGAAGAAUUAAUUAUAAAUGAAUUUGGAUAUU